AAACCGACUUGGCAACAGGAAGAGAUGAUGAAGCAAAAGCAGAUGGAGGAGCAGCAGUGGCAGGAACAGCAAAUGCUGGAACAACAGAGGGAAGAGCGGCAAAAGCAGGAACAGCGCCGGCAGGAGGAAGAGCAGAGAAGACGGGAGGAGCGGAGGAAACGGGAGGACCUUCGAAAACGGGAAGAGGUCCAGCGACAAGCUGAAGCCUACGUGAUGAAACUGGAGGAGGAUCAGCGCCAGACGGAAGCAGAGGAGCAGGCGAAGAGGCGGCUGCAGCAACUGGCCGCGGCCGAGCUGAAGAGGAAAGAGGAGGAACGCAGGAGGCACGAAGAGAAGAUACAGAAGGAGAAAGAACGACAGGAGCGACUACGCUUACAGCGGGAAGAGAAGAAGAGGAAAGAAAACCUGAAGAGGAAGGAAAAGAGAGAGAUGCAGAAAAAAAAGGAGGCAGAAGCCAAGCUUAACACUUACCAGAAAGGCUUGCGCCUGCAGGGGCAGGGCAAGCAUGACCAGGCCGUUUGUCUCUUCUUGGAGUUCAUCGGCAAGGAGUAUGAGAACACGGUGAUUUACCGCGAAGUCCAGCGCUGCCUGACGGUUCUGCUGGAAUCAUUGGAACAUUGCCAAGAGAUCCCAGACACAGUCAAGUGUGGGGCCCCGCCCACCUUCUGGAACACCACGGUGCAAGAACUGGCCAACCAGAGCAAGUGGUGGAGCCUGUUCCUGCUGCUGGUCGGAGGGAGUUUCAGCGCUAACCGGAACGGCAAUGGCGUGGCCCAUGGCUGCGAUGCCUCUGGGGUGUCCAUUGUGACAUUCUUGGACCAGUGGGAGAGCAUCAAAAUGGCCCCAGGACGUCUGACCAUGGUGAAAGCCUUGUUAGAAAAUAAGGCCAAACCCGACGGCCUGCUGAAUGACCCCGUGACCCCGUUAGUCCACUGUCUGCGGACGGAGAACUACGAGCUGGCUACUCUGCUCCUGACGUAUGGCGCAUCGCCCGCACUCCUAAUCAUUGACCCCGGAGACACUCCACUUCACUCUGCACUCAAGAUUGGCUUUAAACAGGAUGAUCGUAAAUUUGCCGUGCUGGAGCUUCUCCUGACGAAAUACUCCGCGGACCCCACCGGCACCACCUACCUGGACAAGAACGCCCGAGACCGGGCGGGGAACACGCUGUUCCACCUGGCCCUCACGGGGGGCUCCAAGAACCAAUCAUUUAACGCCAUCAAGGUCCUGAGCCAGCACAAGGUCAACCCCUGGCUGCGGGACCAUGGAGGCCGGGUACCACUCAGGAUGGUGACCAACAAAGACCGGCGCUACAUGUUCCUGGCCGAGGCAGCCAAGUACUACGACAGUACCAGUGAACCCGCACAGAGUUCAUCCAGAGAGUCUAACCAGAGUGGUUCCGAUGGCAUCCAUGUUUCUGGCGUCCCAGACGAUUGGUCCAAGGCAGACAGGGGACCGGGACGGGACGGCCACCACCAGCAAGCAACGGCGAGAACAGCCGAGCACGUGCCCCGCAAGGAGAAGCUGCGGCGCGAAGUAGAGCUGCUACUGAGUGCCAUGCCAAUAUAUGUCCCACAGCAAACAGGACUGGACCAAGCAGGAACCACUGUGACAGCGACACUGUCGAGAAGCGGCCCGCGACAAGUUGAGAACAGGGAAGAGGCCUCAAGGAAAGAAAAAUUGAGACAGGAUGUUGAAGAUGAAGAAGAAGAGAUGGAUGAAGAAGACGAAGAGGUAGAUGAUGAUGACGAUGAUGAUGAAGUAAUGGGGGCCAUUGAUGCAACAAUCUUUGAUGAUUUAACCUGGGAGGUAGAGUGCACUGCAAAGGUCUGGAAGUUCCUGCGCGACAAGCUGGUCCUCCACAGCCUGAAGGAGAUGGCCAUCCGCAAGAUCCAGAUGCUGGGAAGCGGCGACUGGCGAGUGCGUCUCUGUAAACCCCUCGAGGGCCUGCCCAAGCAACACGACAUGAAGCUGUACGAAGCCCGGCUGACUAAAGGCGGCCGCAUUCUGUGGGAGUUGGCAAUAGCGUUCUCGCCUCGCUGCAGCGAGGAGUCUGAAAAGAGGCUUGACUCGGGAGACGGUGCUUCGGAGCCUACAGCAGUGGCCGGAGGACGAGUGUACUCAGAGAUAAUCCGCAUCUGGGACAUCGUACCGGACCACCCUAAGAUUACGCAUGCAAUCAAGGUGAUCGUCAAAUCGGUGGAGCGAGGAGAAGAAUGCAUCAUCCGCAAGAAACUGAUAGGCAUCAGCAACAAAUCGCCCACGGGAGGCACAGCAGCGCUUCGCCUGCCGACCUACUUCCGGGAGGUCACAGGAAGCUCACCCGAUCGCCGCACCAAGGCCCUAGACGACUCCAAGAAGAUCCCGAGACCCUUCUUCCCGCCGGCGAGCUCCAGGGAGAACGAGUACCACAUCAUGAAGUUCUACUCGGUCAACUCCACGCUGGUCAACGCCAUGCUCAACGACAGCAACGUCAAGGUGGAUUUCCCGUUCCGUGUGACGGAGCUGGAGCACGCCAUCAUCAACCUGCAGCCCAGGCCCCCGUCCUCCAUCCUGCUGCUGGGCAGAAGCGGAACAGGCAAGACCACAUGCUGCCUGUAUCGCAUGUGGACCAAAUUCUUCAAAUAUUGGCAGCAGGUUUCCAUGACUGGCGAGCCCUUGAUUCCCAGAGAUGUCGCCUUCAUUCACCAGGACAGGCUUGAGGAAGAAGAAGAUGGAAGUGACACAGACAGUGACAGCGCCAGCGCAUCCUACAAACCCAGGCAGGCCUACCGCCGCGGCUCAGAUACCCGCCGUGGUUCUUACGACUCGCGGAGUGCCGAAGCCUACUCCUCGGCGUCGGUCAGCAGGACGGGUUGCCACGGUGACGCUGACGCGGACGAGAACGUUGACACCCCGACGAUCAUGGACCACCUGCACCAGAUCUUUGUGACCAAGAACGCUGUGCUUUGCAGCGAGGUCCAGCGCAACUUCUGCGACAUGAGCCACGCUUGCGAGUUUGCCGGCGAGCCCUUGGCCCAGCAGGACACGCCCAUCCCUCACCGGUUCCAGGACGCUCACCAGGCCCGGUUCCCCUUGUUCCUUAGCUCCCGCCAGCUGCUUCUGAUCCUGGACGCCUCCUUGCCCAAUUCUUAUUUCCCUCGCGCGGCUGACGGAUCGAUGAAGCGAAAAAUACGGGGAUGGGACGAAGAGGAUGGACCUUUGACUUUUAUCCCACUGAUGGAUGAUGAGGAUGAGGAGGACGAAGACCACACCCCAGCAGCUCUUGGCGAAGACGUGAUGCAAGACGGUGAGGCCAACCCCAACGCACCGCGCGGCCUGGGCGGACAGCACGAGGCUCAGGGAGGCGGGGGACAGGCCGCCAAGUAUGACCCACGACGUGAGGUCACGUACGAGGUCUUCGCCUACGAGCUGUGGCCUCGCAUCAACAAGAAGAAGCUGCCAUACCACUCUACGCUGGUGUGGAUGGAGAUCAGGUCCUUCAUUAAGGGAUCAGUUGAAGCACUCCACACAGAGUCAGGCUGCUUGUCCCUGGAGAGUUACUUGGCACUCGGCCAAAAGAGGGCCUCCAACUUCACUGCCGACAGAGAAGAGAUCUACACUCUCUUCAAGACUUACGAGCACAUGAAGAGUCAGAAGAACCUCUUUGAUGAGGGGGAUCUGGUGUUCCACGUCUACCGUCGGCUGCGGGACAUCAAGACACUGGAGUGGGUCCUUCAUGAGAUCUACGUGGAUGAGACACAGGACUUCACUCAGGCCGAGCUGUCGCUCUUCAUUCGCUGCUCACAUGAUCCAAACUCACUCUUUUUGACUGGAGACACUGCACAGAGCAUCAUGCGUGGCGUGGCGUUCCGCUUUGACGACCUGAAGUCCCUCUUCCACUAUGCCAGCAAGUCAGUCAAGGCCCUGGGCAAGCACUCGGCAGUAGCUGUACCCAAGAGAGUCUACCAACUCACGCACAACUACCGAUCGCAUGCCGGGAUUCUGAACCUGGCCUCCACCAUCGUGGAUCUGAUGACCCAUUUCUUCCCCAACUCCUUUGAUCGUCUGGAGCGUGACCAGGGCUUGUUCCACGGCCCCUCCCCAGUGCUGCUAGAGUCCUGCAGCUUCAGCGACCUGGCCUUGCUGCUGUGUGGGAACAAGAGGAAGACAUCUGAGAUAGAGUUUGGAGCUCACCAGGUCAUCUUGGUUGCCAAUGAAGAGGCUAUUGAGAAGCUGCCGGCUGAGCUUCGUCUUGGCCUAGUCAUGACCAUCUACGAGGCCAAGGGUCUGGAGUUUGACGACGUCCUACUCUACAACUUCUUCAAGGAUUCCCCGGCCGACAAGGAGUGGCGAGUGAUCACCGACUACCUGAACGAGUUGAUCGCUGAACAGCGCAACAGGUCCGAGGACCAACAAGAAGGAUUGAAGGAAAUAGAUGUGGAGACCUUGACUGGGACAGUCCGGCCACGGCCUCUGAAAUUCAACCCGGAUGAACACAAGGUGCUGAACUCAGAGCUGAAGUAUCUCUACACGGCAAUCACGAGAGCCAGGGUGAACGUCUGGAUCUUUGACGAGGAUACGACCAAGCGAGCGCCGAUGUUUGAGCUGUUCCGUUGCCUGAAACUCGUCAAAGGCAUCGGUCCAGAAACUGCCCCAGAAGCAGAGGGGCCUGAUUUGGACGCCAUGUUUGUGGAGAAGUCCAGCCAAUGGGAGUGGAUCCAGCGAGGCCAUUACUUCUUUGAGAACAAGCUGUGGAUGGUGGCUGCCAAGUGCUACCAACGUGGUGGAGAUGAGAAGCGAGAAUUGCAGGCCAGGGCGCACCACCAGGCUGUGGAAGCGGACCGCAUGAGAGACCAGCUACCAGCCAUGAGGGAGAAGUUCCUGCAAGCAGCCGGCCUGUUCCUGCAGUGUGAUAGCAGCCAGAUGGCCGUCAACUGCCUCUACAAUGCCAGGGAGUUUGGCCUGCUGGCUCAGCUUCUGGAGAAGCGGGGAGAGUUCUCAAAAGCGGCCAAGAUCUACGAGAAGCGACUGAAUCGUAUUAGCGAUGCCUGCCGCUGCCUGGAGCUGAUGGGGGAUUACGCCAAGGCCUUAGACCUCCUGUGCAGUGUGGGUCUGCACACCAAGGCCCUGGACCUCAUCGAUCGCUUCAACCGGUUAAAGCAGGAGCAGAAGAUGAAGGGGAUGCCCUUACCAAGACAUGUCAGACCGCCAGGGGCCACCCACACCCUGAAUGAGUUGAUCUACAAGUCAGCAGAGUACCACUUCAAGCAGGGAGACCGUGGGCAAAUGCUGGAUGCCUUGGAGCAAUUGGGCCAGUUUGAAGCCAGAGUGGACUUCCUGCGUAAGAGGGAGCUGUUUACUGAGGCUGUGACAAUGCUGAAGGGCGGUAGACGUCUUCUGGAAGCAGCCAAAAUACUCAGAGAACAGGGUAAGCUGGAGGAAGCCUGCACCAUCCUAGAAUCAUCAAGUUAUCCUGAGUUUGUAGCAGAGUGUCGACUGAGCCAGGCAAGGAAGCUCCUACUAGAGCCAGACAGUGAGGCCAACCAGGCUUCUGCCGUCUCACUUCUCACCAAGGCAGAGAGCCUGUUCAGCAGAUGCAGUGACUCUGUCAUGAAAGCCGAGACGCUGCUUCUCCUUGGACAAGUGCAGAGGGAUGCCGCCAAGAUCCGCGAUGCCAAUCUCUCCUUCAAUAGAAUGUCUCACACAGCUGGGGAAUCGGAAAGCACUGAUCACCUGAUCAAGCUCUCGCUACCCAACGCUGAUAAUAUCAAGAGUAGGGUCUUCCAUCAGCUGGAGAAGCUUGUGGAGCUGAUCUGUGCUCUAUUUGAGAGCACUAAUCCUGGAGAAGAGCGGCAGAGACGAUCCUGCGAAGUCUUUUUUGGUUUGCGUCCAGGGGAAGCUGGUCAGCUCCACAUCCAGAGGUGCGAAGGAGCCAGAAUCUUGUCUGCCCUGGAUAAGAAGGUGUCGCUAUUGAGUGAGGUUGAGGCUGUGAAGGCACGAGAAGCUAUCGCCAAGUAUUGCCUGAUUCCAAGAGCCCUGGGGUGGGUGAAGGGGAUACGUGAGCUGCUUCGUGGGGAAAUAAAGAAGCUGACUCAGUGCGUUGAUUAUCAGAUUGGGAUGCCAUGCUCGAAGGGCCUCGAAACCUGUCAACAGCUUCAUUCGCCAUACUCGUUUCACCACGUACUGAAUCGGGUGAACUACCUUGUCCUGCUGAUUGAGAUUGACGACAUUAUCGGGAAGGCUUCCCGAUUGUCCAUCUUCAAGGCUGCAGACAAGCUUACCGUGGAGAUUAAACGGAGUCAUGUAAAGAGCGCCAAGAAGUGCAAGGCAUUGUAUAACAUUUUCUUCCCCGAGCACUGCCACCAACGCUUCAUUGGCGAAUCAGUCCAAACAACGCAAAAGCUUCUCAGACUUGUACAGCAUCCCUCCGUCGGAAGACAGCUGAAGGCCUUUGCUGAGAAUGAGCGCAAGAAGGUUGACCGUAAGCAUCAGAGGGCAGACACAGAUUUAUACCUGAUGUGUCAUGGUAUUUACCAACUAAUUGGUGAGCCACCAACAGUCAUGAAACACUUGGUUACCCUAGAAGAAGAUGACUGCUUAAAGUGGCAAAAGAGAGAAGGAUGGAACCAUCCUAAUCCAUUAGGAAUGCACCCGCUGCGUUCUAAUGAUCCACGGAAGGGCUUCCUGAGCUACAAGCGCCGCCAUUUGGACUCCUUUGAGGAUCUGUACACAAAGCGUGACGCAAUGCAGUCCCUCAUUUCGUUCAAUCGCUUCAUGGGCACUCUGGUUAACAAGCCGGUGGAUCCUCUUCUGCCAUCCAUUAGUAACACAGUGGCAAUGAUAGAGGCGAAUAUCACCAUGAUGUUAACUCUUGGAGCAAAGACACAGCCGUGUGCUGUUGCCAUACCGGCGAGCUACCUCGCCCAGGCUGCCUUCCUUGAUGCUAUAUGCGCUCCAGGAAAGGGACAUGCAAUGUAUACUGCUGUGAAUGUCACAUCGACUAAUAAGCACACCUUUGGCCAGACUUGCCGUCUAGCUCGUCUCAUUUCUGGGACAACUACAUUAGACAGGGAGUUUAAUGUCUUGGUAGAUGCCUUCUCCAGCGUUGAGUACAUACAAACUGGAGAGGCUGAACGCACUCUGGUUCUGGUGCUUGUGAUGCUGUGUAAUGCUGGGAUGGCUCUACCUGUACAGAUCAUCAGAGACACACGUAAAGCACUGCAGUCCAUAGCUCCUUCUGAAGACCAUCUGCCAAAGAGAGUCUACACCGCUCUCGGCAGAAUCAGGGAAGCCCAGUGUCGUCAUGAUGCCCUCAGUAUUCUGCAGGAGCUCCUGAAGGCUCGUGGCGACGAGUACCUCAGAGAAUGCAGAUGGAGUCCGCGCAUGCCUCCCCGAGGAUCGCCUGGGUUGGAAUUCCGCAACUUGAACCUCAAGACCUUCAGCAAUGUACAGUUUGAGGCACUUCCGGCAGUAUCCCCGACUGUUUUCACUGAACUGAUGGAAGGCAACAGCCGUCAGAGAGGGAGAGACUUGGACGAGGAGGAAGAUGAAAGUGCUGGCUGGGAAAGGGGAGUGGAAUUCCUCGACGAUCCUGAAGUUGAAGGUGACCUUGACGUGUCUGAAGAAGAGGCUGCCAAGGCCCAGAGGGAACAGGAAACCCUGCAGAGAGAGCGGGCUACAAGGGUCAUCAUGGGAUUCUUGAAAUACAAGAGGCUUCUUCGCUUAGCCAGCCUCUUGAGAUCAUGCGGCUACACUACCAUCAGCGUCAGACAGGAGGUCCAGUCCAAAGUAGAGACAACAGCCACCGCCUGGGUGUCCCAGCAGCUCUUGGAGUUCCUGCACACUCCCAUAAGAUGCACCAUUUGCAGUGUCAGUCUGAGAGGGGUCGAAGAGACAAGACUUGAGCCAGAGGAACUGACUGAAGAAGGCCAUGACAAAGAUGAAGCAGGUGAAGCGGCCUCAAUGCAAUCAGAUCCUGGGCCCAUGUCGGAAGCAGACGGCAGGGAUGAUCUACCAACCCAGGAGGAGCACGAAGCGACAGCUCUUCAUCGGCAGAGACAUCAAGAUUUCAUUCAAUAUGGAAAAAUGCUCCAGGAUGAGGUGUAUCCAUUAGUGACAGAGGUUGAAAAAUUACUUCAGGAGCUUCGUUUCCCAACUCUAGCAGCAGGAAACACUGGAUACUCAGAUGAAUUUAAAUACUUUGAAGAGACUUUGUCUAGACGCAGGCAGGACCUCACUGACAAGAUGGCGGAGAUCCAAAGGCAUCGGGCCUUUGAGAAGCUUGCCGAGGUCAGGCACACUGCAGAGCAGCUCACAAAGCAAUACCAAAGGAGCAAGAAAAAGCUUGAGCAAACAAGAGCAGCAGCGCAACAGGACAAGACUGCUGAAGAAGAUAUUAAGGAGGCAGACGCCAUACCCUUUGAGGAAGAAGAAGAAGCAGAUGAGGACAAAAUCCUGCCUGUGGCCGAGCAGCCAGACAAGCGAAAAGGGGGAAGGAACAAGGGGAGGGGCCAGAAGAAAAAGGGGAAAUGGAGUGGGCGAAUGAGCAGAAGGCGAUAAGUGAAUCGAACAGGAAACCAGAACGUCAUCCUUCUUUCUUUGGGCUGCGCGCUUCUUGCUUAAAACCCCCUGGUGUAAACAGCGUAAAGACAGGCUGUAAAAAUUUACUGUCCGUAGAGUUAGCAGAUUCUGCAGAAUAUAAAGUACUUUCCCUUUGAUAGUCUCAUUUGCAUUCGAUUUCAACAAAAACAGGAAUAGUUGGUUAGUCAGUUUGGAACGUAAAGUAACUAAUGUUCUCCACCUAUGACCGAGGUUGAAGGAGCGAAUCUUGGUCGGAGAGUAUGCAGAGUUGCUGGUCUUUUGAAACCAAAGAUUUCGGCAGAAUUCUGUAUUCUGCAGACAGACCUGCAAACUUUGUUUCAAAGCUCGCCCUAAAUAUGUCACUUUGCUGGCCAAAAGUCUUAACUUCUAAACUAAACUUCUUGACUUAGUCAGAAGUCCUCGGAAUUAAUAUGCAUGUAUUAUACAUGUGGUCACAAUUAAAGGCUUUCGUCACCUAGCAAGAAUCAUUCAGAAUAGAUAUAGCAUCCACUGAUGGGCAGCAUUUUCACAACCCCCCCCCCCCCCCUUGUUUUUUUGAAACAACGAAUGAAAUUCUGAACACUCUUUGAAAGUCUGAUCACACAGUCGUAAAUUUCUAUACGCCCGAGGACAAUGCUUUGUGUUUCCCUUUGUCCCUGUAGUAUAACGCUCUUCCAUAGACUAAGCACAUAACCGUACGAUCGAGGACCGUUUUCAACAAAAGACCCAAUGCUCGAGGACAGAACAGAUCUUUUGUUCUCCCUUUGUGUGUCACUCUAUCAUAAAGCCAUACAUGUACACACGGUUCAGGUAUUGAGAUGUCAAUAAAGACAGCAGCACCUCUUCGUUUGAUGUAUUAUUUUCACAUUUAAAACUUCUCUACAAAAUGUGCUUAAUUUUGGAAAUUUCACUUGACAUCUACUUUAAGCAUUACACAUGUACUUUACAAUAGUGGGGUUAUACUGCAAUCUUGUUUCUUGUCAAUUAGCUUGAAACACAUAAAUUGGAAUCACUAAAAAAUAAUGAAUAGUGUUUGCCAUAUUGCAAAGCACAAAUGCAAUGAGAGGGAUGUUGACAAGAACAGAUUUAUUGGAAUGAGGUUGAUAAGUUGGGACUGAUUAAGUGUAUUGCCAUAAAUGUUUCAUAAAGAAAUUAUUAAUAUUGUUGUUGUUAGAGAAAACUUUGUUUUCUUGUAAGUGAAAUGAGAAAGAAUUCCCCCCUGAUUUUGAACUAAUAUGCUUUUGCAAUUUUGUUUGGUGGUCGGAGACGUCUCCAUUUACAUGAUCACUCACUUAGUUUUUCCUCGGAAUGUUGUUUGCAGAGUUCUUGCAGAAUAGUAACUAAAUUCUAAUUUGUAGUCAUUUCCAUUUGGUUCUUGCAGUUGUAAGUAGUAAGUAAAGUCUGUCCCGAGCCAAUAUGGCCCAUCAGGCCAGCGUUUAUCUCUGGUUUCAAUUCCCCCUGGAUGGGAUGCUAGUCCAUCGCAGGUUACUCCCCAGCUAAUGCCGAUACCCAUUUAUACUUCUGGGUGGAGAGAGGCAAGUGGGGAUGAAGUAGCUUGCUCAAGGACACAACGUAUGGCCAGCAGCUGGAUUUGAACCCCUGACCCUCUGAUCAUGAGUCACGAACCCAACCCACUAGGCCGCACUCCCCUUCCCCUUGCAGUUGCUCCACCCAAAUUUUGGCAGGGUGGUUUGUUCCAUACUUUCAUGAUGUUUAUUUCGGAAAAAUGUGGGGUUUUUUGGUGUUUGUUGUUACGGGUUGUUAGGGGAAUGGAAUAACCAAGUGAUAUUUGUUGUUCAGUAAAAUUGCAUUUCCAUAGUUUAUUUUUCUGCCUUACAGUUAACGUGCCUACGUUUUUGCCGUGCUAGCGACACUUUCUGUUUGAAAUUCAAUUUGGCCUUGUAGAUUUUAUGCAGAAAAGUACAUGACGUCUAAUUUCUAGUCAUUAUCCAUUUGAUAUAUGCAGUUGCUUGCGCCCAAGAUUUGACGGAUUGGUUGUUCCAUGCUUUCUGAUGUUCAUUUUGGAAAAAUGUGCUUUUUGGUUUCUGUUGUUACGGGUUAUUAGAGAGAAACAGAAUAAGCAGUGAGAUUUUGUCGUUCAGUAAAUUGUUUUCCCAUAUUUUUUUUUUCUGCCGUACAGUAGACAUGUGCCUGCGUUUUUGCCAUGCAAGUGAUACUUUCCGUUUGAAAUGCAAUUUUCCUUGCAGGCUUUAUGCAGAAAAGUAAAUGUCUAAUUUCUAGCAUUUUCAUUCGGUACAUGCAGUUGCUCGCGCCCAAAUUUUGGCAGAGUGGUUUGUUCCACACUUUUGUGAUGUUCAUUUGGGAAAAAUGUGGGUUUGGGUUUUUGGUGUUACGCGGGUUUGUUAGGGAGAAAUGAAAUAAGGGGAUAUUUGUCGUUCAAUAAAUUGCUUUUCCAUUAUUUUUUUUUUGUGCCAUACAGUUGACACAUACUUUUUUUUUCUGCCAAGAGCAAGUUCGCGCAAGAACUAUUGUUAACCAUAGUUCGACUAAGUUAGCUCGAACUCUGUCUAGUCAACGAUGGUUGAACUAUGCUAGUCGACUAUUUGGAACCAGCCUACUGGGCCUGGUCGCAUCGCUGGUUAUCAGUAGUCUUGUUUCGUUACUUAAGUGGAGAAGGAACCAUUGACAAAAGAUUAAAAGAAGUGAAUUGUACUACUACCCGCUGGUGGGCCUCUGAGAUAUCUUCCGGUUCAUUCAACAGGUCGAAGAACAUUAAAAAUCCAAACAUACCCGUGACCGCCCUAUGUUGACGAUGGUUCGACUAGAGUCGAUCCCACUUCGUUACAGUGCAUGUGCAUUGUUUGACACCAACCAACCACUGGUUGACUAAUGGUUGUUGCGCGAACUUGCCCCAUGCUAGUGAUAAAUUCUGUUUGAAAAUGUUGGCAGGUUGGUCGGUUCAUACUUGUUUAUUUAGGGAAAAUGUGGUUUUGGUUUUUGUUGUUUACGGGUUGUUAGGGGGAGAGAAUAAGUGGUGAUAGUUGUUGUUUAUUAAAUUGCUUUUUCCAUGAAUUAUUUUGUUUUUCUGCUAGACAUGCAGUUUUGUGCCUGCAUUUUUGCCACGCUGUUGAUACUUUGUUUGAAAUUCAAUUUUCUUUGAGAAUGCAGUGUCAAAGGGUACAUUCUCAGUGCAAAAGCAGCAACUUACUGAAAUGAACAAAGGAUUAAUUCUCACCCACAGCCACGGUAAUACGGUGAUGACUAUGCUCUACAAGAUUUUUUUUGUUUUUUCAGAAUUAUAUUUUUUUUUCCAGCCAAAUUUUGCCAACAGAUUUAUUUUUAACAGCCACACAAGGUGAGGGGGAAAAAAAACAUUUAUUUAUGGAAUUGUCAAGUACACAGAAAUAUUCCUGGCAUUCCCUCUCCCCCCCCCCCCCC
Molecule: messenger RNA, 11961 nt
Organism: Patiria miniata (bat star)
Lineage: Eukaryota; Metazoa; Echinodermata; Asteroidea; Valvatida; Asterinidae
Product: TPR and ankyrin repeat-containing protein 1-like
Exons: 29
Coding region: 25-8541 (2838 amino acids)
Molecular function (GO): metal ion binding; ATP binding; protein binding
Source: RefSeq, a predicted model, not a curated record